CCCUCCAAAUCAUUGGAUUCAGGUGUUCCAAUCCCCUCCAAAUCAUUGGAUUUAGGUGUUCCAGUCAGCUCCAUGGCCUCAAGUGUAUAAAAUCAAGCACCUAGACAUGCAGACUGCUUCUACAAAUAUUUGUGAAAGAAUGGGUUGCUCUCGGGAGCUCGGUGAAUUCAAGCGUGGUACCGUGGUAGGUUGCCACCUGUGCAAUAAUUCCAUUUGUGAAAUUUCCUGGCUACUAAAUAUUCCAUGGUCAACUGUUAGUGGUAUUAUAACAAAGUGGAAGCAACUGGGAACAACAGCAAUGAAGCCAUCAAGUGGUAGGCCAUGUAAAAUGACAGAGCGGGGUCAGCGCAUGCUAAAGCGCACAGUGAUUGUCACGGUCUGGGUCAGGUUCAGAGACCAGUUGCUAUAGCAGUAAAAGGCUUACCUGAAACCAGCAGGAUCGGUAUACCAGUGGGU
This is a messenger RNA of Staurois parvus, 456 nucleotides long. Lineage: Eukaryota; Metazoa; Chordata; Amphibia; Anura; Ranidae. The record is from the annotation of a GenBank genome assembly.